Molecule: messenger RNA, 1904 nt
Organism: Pipistrellus kuhlii (Kuhl's pipistrelle)
Lineage: Eukaryota; Metazoa; Chordata; Mammalia; Chiroptera; Vespertilionidae
Gene: PLPP7
Product: phospholipid phosphatase 7 (inactive)
Exons: 2
Coding region: 381-1199 (272 amino acids)
Cellular component (GO): nuclear envelope
Molecular function (GO): sphingosine-1-phosphate phosphatase activity
Source: RefSeq, a predicted model, not a curated record
GCCUGGAGGCUCGGAGGGAAGCGGGGAAGGCGGGGCUUGGUCCGCAGCCCACCCUGGGGCCUCUGGCCGGGGCAGCAGGAGGACUACAUUUCCCAGAGUCCCCCUCAGCCCGGGGAGCGAGCCAUUGGGAGAUUUAAAUAGCCCAGGCCCAGGCAGGCCCGCAGCUGUGGGCUCCCCGCCUCCCCGGUGGCUCCAUUGGCACCGCCGGCCUCGGUGGGCUCCAUUGGCUGCCCCGCUGGCACUGAGGUCCGGAGCCGGUGGCAGCGGAGGUAAACAGCAUGUGCGGGGCCCUGCUCUGUAUUUAACGCGGGGCAGCGCGGGGAGGUGGCCCUCCGGGGGCAGCGCGCCUCGGGGAGAAGGCCCUCGCCGCCGGCGUCACCAUGCCAGGCUCCCAGAGCCGGGCCCGGGCCCGGGACCGCAACAACAUCCUCAACCGGGCGGAGUUCCUGUCCCUGAACCAGCCCCCCAAGGGGGUCCCGGAGCCCCGCGGCAGCUCGGCCAGGAAGGGCUCGGGGCCCUCGGCGCAGCCCCCGCCGCCCGGCGACGGGGCCCGGGAGCGGCGCCAGUCCCAGCAGCUGCCCGAGGAGGACUGCAUGCAGCUGAACCCCUCCUUCAAGGGCAUCGCCUUCAGCUCCCUGCUGGCCAUCGACAUCUGCAUGUCCAAGCGGCUGGGCGUGUGCGCCGGCCGGGCCACGUCCUGGGCCAGCGCCCGCUCCAUCAUCAAGCUCAUCGGCAUCACCGGCCACGGCAUCCCCUGGAUCGGCGGCACCAUCCUCUGCCUGGUGAAGAGCAGCACGCUGGCCGGCCAGGAGGUGCUCCUGAACCUGCUCCUGGCCCUGCUCCUGGACAUCAUGACGGUGGCCGGCAUGCAGAAGCUCAUCAAGCGGCGCGGCCCGUUCGACACCAGCCCGGGGCUGCUGGACUACCUCACCAUGGACGUGUACGCCUUUCCCGCCGGCCACGCCAGCCGCGCGGCCAUGGUGUCCAAGUUCUUCCUGAGCCACCUGGUGCUGGCCGUGCCGCUGCGCGUGCUGCUGGUGCUCUGGGCCCUGUGCGUGGGGCUGUCCCGCGUCAUGAUCGGGCGGCACCACAUCACGGACGUGGUCUCGGGCUUCGUGCUCGGCUACCUGCAGUUCCGCCUGGUGGAGCUGGUCUGGAUGUCCUCCAACACCUGCCAGAUGCUCAUCUCCGCCUGGUGAGCUCCUGGCUGGGCUGCGGCCGCGGAGGACCGUGCGGCCCCAGCUCCCGGCGGCGGCUGGCGGCCCGCCCCUUUCCAGGCCCCCGGGGACGGCCCUGCUCGGCCUCUGCUCUGCAGGUGACGGGUGAGAACCAGGAAGACGGCAGCGGGACCUCGUCCCGUCCUCUCAUCACCGUGACUGUUGAGCUCCUGGCUGUGCCCAUCAGGCCACACCGUACAGGACCUGGCAAACACCCCCCGCCCAGCACCCAGCACAGGGCCGCCCCGUCCGAAGGUGCCCGCCGGACGCCGGCCUGGGAGGCGAAGGGUUUGUGGGCGAUGCUGCCUGCUCUGCCCCGGGGUGGAUGGUCGCAGGUGUCAGUGUCACAAAGGCUCUGACAAGGCCUGCAAACUUCCUGUGGAGCCUGUGGACCUCGCUCCCACGCUGAUCUGACCACAGAGCCCUCUGCUCGCGGGAGGGCUGGGUCCCCGGAAGAACCCUGCUUCCCUGAGCUGUUUUGGGGGACGCCGCCCAGAGCUGAAGGACUGAGGUGACCCAGCCGCUCCCAGUGCUGGCCAGAGAAACGCCCGCGGAACACCCCGGCCUGUGGGCAUCGGUACCACUUUGGCCCCCAGGGGCCGGACUCCGUGUGACCUAAUAGGUCGUUUCCACGUCAACGUCAUGUAUGUGCAUUUCAUGUGACAAUACAGAUGACAUGCAAGGGGA